This is a messenger RNA of Rubroshorea leprosula, 1210 nucleotides long. Lineage: Eukaryota; Viridiplantae; Streptophyta; Magnoliopsida; Malvales; Dipterocarpaceae. The record is from the annotation of a GenBank genome assembly.
AUCCUCCGUCCUCCCUCAAGUUUCGUUCAAGUCUUAAAUCCCGCAGAUCAGCGGAAGAAAGAAAUCGGCAAAAAUCUAGCAAAGAUGUCUUGGCAACAGUACGUCGACGAGCACUUGAUGUGUGACAUUGAUGGCAACAGCCUCACCGCCGCCUCCAUCAUCGGCCACGACGGCAGCGUUUGGGCCCAGAGCGCCACCUUCCCUCAGUUUACAGCUGAAGAAAUAACUGCCAUCAUGAAGGAUUUUGACGAACCAGGAUCCCUAGCACCAGUUGGCCUACACCUUGGUGGUGUAAAAUAUAUGGUGAUCCAGGGUGAAGCUGGAGCUGUGAUAAGAGGAAAGAAGGGCUCUGGUGGUGUCACCAUUAAGAAGACCAGUAUGGCCUUGAUCAUUGGUAUAUAUGAUGAGCCUCUAACACCUGGUCAGUGCAACAUGAUCGUGGAAAGGCUCGGUGAUUAUCUAAUUGAACAGGGCCUCUAGUUUCUGAGUUUUCAGCAUUUACAACUUCAAUGGAGAGCUCGGUGUGAAAGAUGAAGUUAUUUGGUAGAAUGGAUGUUGGCUUCUUUAUCUUGUAUGACAAAGAUUGUCUUUAUGUUCUCAAACUACCGUACUGGAUUGGAAUGCAAUGAUUUACAGUGGGAAAUGAGAAUGUUGUUUCAAUGAAAUUCUUAUGUUGUGAAUUAAAGUGUUUUGGGUUCUUUUUUGGGCCAUAAAUUAAAGUGUUUUAGUUAGACUGAUGAUUUUAGUACAGUUCCAAAAUUUGUCUGGAAAUCUUGUUUUGUAAGUUUAUAGUACUAGAUUUGUGAGAGAUUACUUAUGAUUUUUUAAUUAAUUGAGUGGUUUUAACGCAGAGAUUCUUCAUUAAAUCACAUCUAAAGUUGUUAUGUGCAAGUUAAGAGGUCUUGGCAUUCAGUCCUUCGACAUGUGGUGAUGGAUGAGAUGAAGAGUAAAGAGAUGAGAUAUAUUAUGAAUAUAAGUUUUUUCGGUUCAAGUCUGGGCCUCUCUCUUUCUUGUUCAGUCUCUACCUUCACUUUGAGUUCUUCUUACUCUCUAGUCGUUGAAGCUAGAGGGUAUGAAUAAAAGUAAUUUUUUUUGAGAGUUUAAUAGUUUAGAAAAGGGUUUGUCCCUCUCUUUUGGGUUUUUGUCUAAACUCUCUCAAUGAAUUUUAUAGAGUUUUGCCUAUCAUGGAAAAGAAAGAUGGUAUGAAUGU